AUGCCUACCUACUUAAUCACACAAGCAACCGGUCAGCAGAGUCGCUGGGUUAUCUCCCAUCUUCUUGCGGCGGGUGGUAAAAUCCAUGCACUUGUUCGGGACCUCCAGAAAGUCCCGCCAAUCUUGCAAGACUCGAAUAUCACUCUUUUCCAAGGCGAGAGCAAAAACUAUGAAGAUGUAUUCCGAGCAGCAAAAGGAUGUGAAGGAGUCUUCUUGAACACCGUUCCAUUCCCAGGACUGGAAGUCCUGCAGGCUAAGACUGUUGUCGAGGCUUGCCAGGACGCUGGCGUCGAAAGCAUUGUCGCAGCCACGACCCAUGGUACAUCUAACACGGUGAUGUGGGAUAACGAUGAAGUCAAAGAAAUCCAACUGCAUGAUUACUUCUCGUCCAAGGCAGCAGUUGAAGAUAUCGUCCGAGCCGGCAAAUUCCAAGCUUACACCAUUGUUCGGCCGGCCGUGAUCCAUCACGACUUCUUCCUUCCAGGCGCACUUGGCAACUUUCCUCGGCUUCCAACCCAUGGAGAGCUAGAUCACCUUUCCGAAGAGGGUGCUAGACUGCCUUAUACGGAUGCAAACGACGUCGGCAAGUACGCCGCAGCGGCUCUACAAGACCCAGCCAAGUUUGGCGGUCAAGAGAUUGAUCUUGGACAUGAGCUACUUACCAUCCAUGAUGUCCGCGACAUCCUCGUUAGGGUCAGCGGCAGGGAAGUAGGGGUAACUAAGCGUACCCCGGAAGAGUUGGAUGAGAUGGGCAUUAGAGUCCCUGGUCAGAACUUCUACUUAUUGGCAAACAUCAAGGAUCUCAGCUGGACUGCCGCCAUCGCCCAAGAGGUCCAGGGAAAGUUCGGAAUGCCAUUUACUUCACUCGAAACGGCGUUGCAAAGGGACCGGGGUUUGCUCCUGGAAUGUCUGCCAACCAAACAGGUCUCUUAA
Colletotrichum truncatum is the source of this 933-nucleotide messenger RNA. RefSeq names its product NmrA-like family protein. Gene Ontology annotation, cellular component: nucleus. NCBI's taxonomy places the organism in Eukaryota, Fungi, Ascomycota, Sordariomycetes, Glomerellales, Glomerellaceae. The record is from RefSeq and is a predicted model, not a curated record.